Molecule: messenger RNA, 1429 nt
Organism: Zingiber officinale
Lineage: Eukaryota; Viridiplantae; Streptophyta; Magnoliopsida; Zingiberales; Zingiberaceae
Product: RNA-directed DNA methylation 4-like
Exons: 10
Coding region: 70-1077 (335 amino acids)
Source: RefSeq, a predicted model, not a curated record
CCUAUUCACCUAAACCUCGAUUCUUGUUCUUUGGGCGAUUCUUUUUCUCCGGGCGUUUACUUUCGUUCGAUGGCUCCUCCGUCGAUCACCGGAAAGUCUCCUCCGCUGAGUUUGAUCACCGGAAAGCCUUCACCUCUGAGUUUGAUCACCGAAAAGCCGGUGAUCGUUAGGGUUAAGCGGAAGGCCUUUCAAGCCAAACUCGAUGCCUUCUGGUUGGAGAUUGAUGAAAGGCCACAUAAAAAAGUAUUCUUGGGUCUUGGAAAUCUCUCCAUAUCUGAUUGCGGCACAGGAAAAGUUCUCAAUGAGCUUGCAAGUAAGAAGAUUUUGGUUCAGCAUCUUGAGACAGUUGGGCACUCCCAGUCUGUCAAAGAUGUGCUGCAUUCUUUUCUGCAACCUUCCAGAAAUACAAAAGAAUUUAAGGGGAGAUCUGACCGUAGAAGUUUGUAUAAACCUGAUAAGAAACAUGAUCAAUUACGGUCCAAGGCUAUAAAAGAGCAUGAGGAUCUCACUAGAAGUUCUCGAUUUGAACAAAUAUGGAAGAAAAGGGGAAGCAUAGAUGAAGAAGAAUACUCUUUGCAUGAAAAAUGUCAUUUGUAUGAUGUUGUUCGAGUUGAUGCUGAGGAUGAAACUCACCAAAGGGUGCCAAAGGCCAAAGAUGCUCCUGAGGUUGAUGGUGCAAUGUUGGAUAAGUAUUUACCACUUCUCAGGGAAUUCCUUCCACAAGCAGUUGAAGAGAUUGAACAUUACAAAGCAACUACAGAAGAUAACUUUGUUUACGACAUAUAUACCCAUGAAGUGGGUGUGGACACAGACACGGAUAACAUUGAUGAGUAUCCAUUAGUGCAAGUUUAUAUGGAGGACGACUAUGAUGAUGGUUUAUCACAAUCUGAUUAUGAAAGUGAUGAUUCAAAUGCUGAGAAUAAUCCAUGGAAUGAUUAUUGUGAUGAAAAGAUGUCAGAAGAUGAAGAUGAGAAUGAAAGUGCUUUCACUUACUUUGAAGAUUCUGACUCGAAUUAUGAACAAAAAGUUGCCAGUAAAGAGGAUGAUCUAGAUAACUGGAGAUGGGAUUAUCGUUAAAUUUGUCUAUUGAACAUUUGUUAAGUUGAAGCAAUCACUUCAGAAGCUGAAGAUGAGAAUGAAAAUCCUGUCAUUGAUUAUUAACGACAAGUUGCCAGUGAAGAGGAAAGGAAAAUCGAGAGUACUGGAGAUGGGAAUAUGUCAAUUCGUUUGUUGUGCAUGCAUCAAGUGGAGACAAACACUAGUAGUGAUUGUCUCAUUUUGAUGUAUAUUUUGUGGUGGUCGAUUUUUUUUAUAAACAGACAGCCAAAGUUGGCAUCUAUUAUUUGUUGUGUGUUUGGUGGUUAAUGUAACAGAACAAUGUCCUCGUGUAAAUAUUAAUUUUUGUGCAAAUUAAUUAGAAAUCUAAAAA